Molecule: messenger RNA, 4647 nt
Organism: Elephantulus edwardii (Cape elephant shrew)
Lineage: Eukaryota; Metazoa; Chordata; Mammalia; Macroscelidea; Macroscelididae
Gene: CDC42BPG
Product: CDC42 binding protein kinase gamma (DMPK-like)
Exons: 37
Coding region: 1-4647 (1548 amino acids)
Biological process (GO): actomyosin structure organization; peptidyl-threonine phosphorylation
Cellular component (GO): cytoplasm; cytoskeleton
Molecular function (GO): ATP binding; protein serine/threonine kinase activity
Source: RefSeq, a predicted model, not a curated record
AUGGAGUGGCGGCUGCGCGCGCUGGAGCGGCUGGCGCUGGACGAGGCCGGUGGCGGCCCGGGGCUCGACGGCCUCCUGGACCUGCUGCUGGGGCUGCACCACGAGCUCAGCAGCGCCCCCCUGCGGCGAGAGCGCCACGUCGCGCAGUUUCUGAGCUGGGCCAGCCCCUUCGUGUCUAAGGUGAAGGACCUUCAGCUGCAGAGAGAGGACUUUGAGAUCCUGAAGGUCAUCGGCCGAGGGGCCUUUGGGGAGGUUGCUGUGGUGAGGCAGAAGGACAGUGGACAGAUUUUCGCCAUGAAAAUGCUGCACAAGUGGGAGAUGCUGAAGCGGGCCGAGACGGCCUGUUUCCGGGAGGAGCGAGAUGUCCUGGUGAAGGGGGACAGCCGUUGGGUGACCACUCUACACUACGCCUUCCAGGAUGAGGAAUACCUGUACCUGGUGAUGGACUACUACGCCGGGGGCGACCUCCUCACGUUGCUGAGCCGCUUCGAGGACCGCCUCCCGCCUGAGCUGGCCCAGUUCUACCUGGCCGAGAUGGUGCUGGCCAUUGACUCGCUGCACCAGCUCGGCUACGUCCACAGGGAUGUCAAGCCAGACAACAUCCUGCUGGAUAUGAAUGGACACAUCCGCCUGGCCGACUUCGGGUCAUGCCUGCGUCUCAACAACAGUGGCAUGGUGGACUCCUCAGUGGCCGUAGGAACACCGGACUACAUCUCCCCUGAGAUCCUGCAGGCCAUGGAGGAGGGCAAGGGCCACUAUGGCCCGCAGUGUGACUGGUGGUCGCUGGGCGUCUGUGCCUACGAGCUGCUCUUUGGGGAGACGCCCUUCUAUGCGGAGUCCUUGGUGGAAACUUACGGCAAGAUCAUGAACCAUGAGGAGCACCUGCAGUUCCCCCUAGAUGUGCCCGAUGUGCCAACCAGUGCCCAAGACCUGAUCCGUCAGCUGCUGUGCCGUCAGGAGGACCGUCUGGGCCGAGGUGGGCUCGACGACUUCCGGAACCACCCCUUCUUUGAAGGUGUGGACUGGGAGCAGCUGGCCACCAGCACUGCCCCCUACAUCCCUGAACUCCGGGGGCCCAUGGACACCUCCAACUUUGACGUGGAUGAUGACACCCUCAACCACCCCAGGACCCUCCCGCCGCCCUCCCACGGCACCUUCUCGGGCCACCACCUGCCAUUUGUGGGUUUCACCUAUACCUCUGCCAGCCGUGGUCCCAUGGGCCCAUCAGAGCAGUUGGCUGCCCUGCAGCAGAGGAUCAUGUGUGCAGAAGAGGAGAAGGCAGAGCUGAGCCGGAAGCUCCAAGAGGUCCAGGCUCCCUCAGACCCUCAGGAGCUGGAGCACCUACGGAAGGAAGUGCUGACCCUACAGGAAAAGCUAUCAGAAGUAUUACGAGACAAGGCCCCCUUGUGCCAGACUGAUGGGGCCCCAGCUGGCAGCGCAGCCCAGGCCAGUGCCCUGCAGCAGGAGAGAGACCAGCUGUGCCAGGAGCUGGCCGAGGCUCAGGCGGGGUUCCAGAUGCUGGAGGAGGAGCUGUGCCAGGCCCGAGGACGGCAGGAGGAGCUGGUCCGGAAGCUGCAGGAGGCUCAGGAGAGAGAGGUGGCCAUGGGCAGCCAGGUGCAGGCCCUGAGCACCCAGCUGGAGGAUGCCCGAGAUGCUCGGAGUGAGCUGGAGGCCCAGGUGGUCACCCUGAACCGGGAGGUGACACAGCUGCAGGUGCAGUGGAAGCAGAACCUGGAGGAAGAGUCUGCCCGGGUCAAGACUGCCCACACAGCCAAUGGCACAGGACCACCAGGGCGCAAGCGGCAGGAGGCCCAGCUGCAGAAGGAGGUGGCUGCCCUGCAGGUGCAGCUGGACCAGGCCUGUGGUCACGGGCUGAGUGGAAAGGAAGAGAUCCUGUCCCGGCUGAAGGAGGAGAACCACCGGCUGAGCCUGGAGCAGGAGAGGCUGGCAGCAGAACUGGAGCGGGAACAGCAGAGCAAGCAGCGGCUAGAAGGGAAGCAGAGGGAGACAGAGAGCAACUGGGAGGCCCAGAUCUCGGACAUCCUCAGCUGGGUGAAUGAUGAGAAGGUCUCGAGGGGAUACUUGCAGGCCCUGGCCACCAAGAUGGCCGAGGAGCUGGAGUCUUUGCGGAAUGUGGGCACCCAGACGCUCCCUGCCCGGCCACUGGACCACCAGUGGAAGGCGCGGCGGCUGCAGAAGAUGGAGGCCUCGGCCCGGCUGGAGCUGCAGUCAGCCCUGGAGGCUGAGAUCCGGGCCAAGCAGGGCCUGCAGGAGCGGCUGGUGCAGGUGCAGGGGGCCCAGCUGCGGCUCGAGAGCCGCCUGCAGGAGGCUGAGAGGCAGAACCAGAACCUGCGGCAGGAAGUGGCCGCACUGCGUGAGGAGCUCCAGGCGCGUGGGCCGGGGGAUGCCAAGCCAUCAAACUCCCUGCUUCCCUUCCUGUCCUUCUGGAGCUCAGAGAAGGAUUCCACCAAGGACCCUGGCAUCUCGGGAGAGGUCCCAAGGCCAGGGCCAGAGCCAGAGCUGAGGCCAGAGGGCCGCCGGAGCCUGCGCAUGGGGUCUGUGUUCCCCCGGGUACCUUUUGUUGCCCCACCUCUGGCCGAAAGUCCUCCCACCAAGCCUGGCUCACACAUACUGCGUCCCCGGACCUUCCCGUCCCCCACCAAGUGUCUCCGCUGCACCUCACUGAUGCUGGGGCUGAGCCGCCAGGGCCUCUCCUGCGAAGCCUGUGGCUACUUCUGCCACUCAGCGUGUGCCCCACAGGCCCCCCUCUGCCCUGUGCCCCCUGACCUCCUCCGCACCGCCCUGGGAGUGCACCCCGAGACCGGCACGGGCACAGCCUAUGAGGGCUUCCUGUCGGUGCCCCGGCCCUCAGGUGUCCGGCGCGGCUGGCAGCGGGUCUUUGCUGCUCUCAGCGACUCACGCCUGCUGCUCUUUGAUGCCCCCGACCCUCGGCUCAGCCCUGCCAGUGGGGCCCUCCUACAGGCACUAGAUCUGAGGGACCCCCACUUCUCAGCCACCCCCGUCCUGGCCUCUGAUGUUAUCCACGCCCAAACCAGAGACCUGCCACGCAUCUUCAGGGUGACCGCCUCCCAGCUGGCAGUGCCACCCACCAUGUGCAACGUGCUGUUGCUGGCGGAGAGCCCGAGCGAGCGGGAGCGCUGGCUGCAGGUGCUGGGCGAGCUGCAGCGGUUGCUCCAGGACAUGCGACCACGGCCCCUGCCCGUGUACACGCUCAAGGAAGCCUAUGACAACGGGCUGCCGCUGCUGCCACAUGCACUCUGUGCCGCCAUCAUCGACCAGGAGCGGCUCGCUCUGGGCACCGAGGAGGGGCUCUUUGUGAUCCAUCUGCACAGUAACGACAUCUUCCAGGUGGGCGAGUGCCGGCGGGUGCAGCAGCUGGCCGUGAGCCCCACCUCAGGCUUGUUGGUGGCCCUGUGUGGCCGGGGCCCCAGCGUGCGCCUCUUCGCCCUGGCUGAGCUGGAGAACGCGGAAGCUACAGGCGCCAAGAUCCCCGAGUCACGCGGCUGCCAGGCGCUGGCGGCAGGGCGCAUCCUGCAGGCACGCACCCCGGUGCUCUGUGUAGCUGUCAAGCGCCAGGUGCUCUGCUACCAACUGGGGCCUGGCCCAGGGCCCUGGCAGCGCCGCAUCCGAGAGCUGCAGGCCCCCGCACCUGUGCAGAGCAUGGGGCUGCUGGGUGACCGGCUGUGUGUGGGCGCGGCCGGAGCCUUCACCCUGUACCCACUGCUCAAUGAGGCUGCGCCCUUGGCACUAGGGGCUGGACUGGUGCCUGAGGAGCUGCCCCCAGGCCGUGGAGGCCUGGGCGAGGCGCUGGGCGCCGUGGAGCUCAGCCUCAGUGAGUUCUUGCUACUCUUCACUGCUGCUGGUGUGUACGUGGAUGGUGCUGGCCGCAAGUCCCGAGGCCCUGAGCUGCUAUGGCCAGCGGCCCCCACAGGAUGGGGUUACACAGCGCCCUACCUGACAGUGUUCAGUGAGAAUUCCAUUGAUGUGUUUGACGUGAGAAGAGCAGAAUGGGUGCAGACUGUGCCCCUCAAGAAGGUGCGACCCCUGAAUCCAGAAGGCUCCCUGUUCAUCUAUGGCACCGAGAAGGUCCGCCUGACCUACCUCAGGAACCGGCUGGCAGAGAAGGACGAGUUCGACAUCCCCGACCUCACAGACAACAGCUGGCGCCAGCUGUUCCGCACCAAGAGCAAGCGCCGCUUCUUCUUCCGCGUGUCGGAGGAGCAGCGACAGCAACAGCGCAGGGAAAUGCUCAAGGACCCCUUCGUGCGUUCCAAGCUCAUCUCACCACCAACCAACUUCAACCACCUCGUCCACGUGGGUCCCACUGACGGGAAGCCAAGUGCCAAGGACCUGCCUACAGCCCCAGAAGUGAAGGGUCGAGGUUCUCGCAGCUCCAGCUCACAGCGACCCCACAGCUUCUCGGAGGCAUCACGGCGCCCAGCGUCCAUGGGCAGCGAUAUCCUCUCUGGAGACAUGGACCCAAUGAAAAGGAAACCUCGCACAUCUCUGUCUAGCGAGUCCGUGUCCAGCCCCCAGGGAUCGCUGAGCCCCGCAGCCUCCCUAUUGCAGGUCUCAGAACGGCCCAGGAGCUUCCCUCCAGCUCCUGAUUCAGAGAGGUGCCUUUAA